Messenger RNA from Alternaria ethzedia, 861 nucleotides. RefSeq lists its product as uncharacterized. The transcript is spliced from 2 exons. The record is from RefSeq and is a predicted model, not a curated record. Gene Ontology annotation, biological process: positive regulation of proteasomal ubiquitin-dependent protein catabolic process; protein polyubiquitination; ubiquitin-dependent protein catabolic process. Lineage: Eukaryota; Fungi; Ascomycota; Dothideomycetes; Pleosporales; Pleosporaceae. Bases 1 to 861 code for a protein of 286 amino acids. Gene Ontology annotation, cellular component: cytoplasm; ubiquitin ligase complex. Gene Ontology annotation, molecular function: zinc ion binding; ubiquitin conjugating enzyme binding; ubiquitin protein ligase activity.
AUGGACAUCACUGGGCUCGAUCGCGCUACCGGCAGACUGGUCAUCCAGAUCAGACUAGACGAGAUUACAGAAGCGCUCGAAGGCGUUCAACUCGACGACAAUGGUACUGCAAGCUAUCGCGCUAUUCGUCACACGCUUCAAGAUCAACUAUCGAUCAUCUAUGGGCAGGAUACUCAUAACGAAAGCGACAACGGCGACGAAGCAAGACGUACGCCAUCGAGAUCAAGCAGCGACACCUCCGCGAAUAAUUCCGAUGACGAAGGCGUCGUAGCAGAGGAAGCAAGUCCCACACCAGAACUCAUUGAGGUGCCGGAGUCAGAACCCGAGCUGGAACCAGAGGCUACUGCCGAUUGUGGUGCCUGCGGUGAUGCAAAGCCCGAGAAGGACACCAUCGAGCUCGAAUGCUCCCAUGUUUACUGCAAGGACUGUAUCGUAGACCUGUUCCGCUUCGCUGUCCACAAAGAUACCUCACUCUUCCCGCCUCGAUGCUGCAAAGCCACCAUCCCACUUGACACGAACGAAAACGGGGUAAAGGGCUGCAGUGUUCUACUGCCUAGAGAGCUAUUGACCGAGGUCGAUGAAAAGAAGGCAGAGCAGGAGAAGGCUCAAGAAACCCCAUGUUCUGGUGCGGAUUGCGAUCACGUUAUUCCGAAAGGAAACAUCAGUGGUGGCGUUGCGACAUGCGAUCUGUGCGACACCAAGACGUGUACGGUAUGCGAGGACGAAGCGCAUAAAGGAUUGUGUGCCGAGGAUGAUGACACCAAGAUGUUGAUGGCCACAGCUGGAAAGGUCAUGUGGCAACAGUGCACCAAGUGCAAGAAUCUGGUCGAGCUAGACACUGGCUGUUUCCAUAUCGUGUAA